Messenger RNA from Nanorana parkeri, 474 nucleotides. RefSeq names its product cathepsin W (gene CTSW). The record is from RefSeq and is a predicted model, not a curated record. Bases 1 to 474 code for a protein of 157 amino acids. Gene Ontology annotation, cellular component: lysosome. Lineage: Eukaryota; Metazoa; Chordata; Amphibia; Anura; Dicroglossidae. Gene Ontology annotation, molecular function: cysteine-type endopeptidase activity. The transcript is spliced from 6 exons.
AUGCAGAGUAUGAAGAUCAGUGGUGUGACGAAGAGUGCGGAGGUCAGAGGUGGAUUAGCUAGCGAGGAACAAUACCCAUAUGAUGCUGUAAGAAAAGUGUGUAGGAAAGACCUUCAACCUGUAGCAUGGAUCCAUGAUUUUCAGAUGCUUCCAAAAAACGAGACAGCAAUGACCUCUUAUGUUGGUAACAAUGGAACUCUGACAGUAAUUAUCAACAGCAUCUUGCUGCAGCAUUACAGAAAAGGAAUUGUACAUAAUGUCCGCCAGAACUGCGAUACAGAUUAUGUUGAUCACGUGGUCUUGAUUGUAGGAUACGUUAAUAAGGCACGUCAACCUCACUGGAUUGUGAAGAACAGCUAUGGUCCUGAGUGGGGAGAAAAGGGCUAUUUCAGAGUUUUGCUUGGAAAAAAUGUGUGUGGAAUCACAAAAUACCCGUUAGCUGCUACUGUGAAAGAACCUGCCUGCACUUCAUAG